Ustilago hordei is the source of this 2970-nucleotide messenger RNA. RefSeq lists its product as uncharacterized. Lineage: Eukaryota; Fungi; Basidiomycota; Ustilaginomycetes; Ustilaginales; Ustilaginaceae. The coding region runs from base 1 to 2970 and encodes 989 amino acids. The transcript has a single exon. The record is from RefSeq and is a predicted model, not a curated record.
AUGCUGCUCCAGCACCGUAUUACUGCCGCACUAGGCUUCGGUCUUCUGUCUUUGCAGGCCUCUCUCGCUCAGGAACCAGCUCAAUCUGCCUCGAAUGCCAGCCUCUCUGGCAGCACAGCAACGCCUGCCCCCACGAACACCUCCUCGACAGCGUUGCCUGCUUCAACGACGCUGAUCUCGACAAUCACAACCACUCUCAGCAGUGGACAAUCCCUCCCCACUAGUCUCACCUCCUUGGCAUCAUCGAAUGGCAGCGUCUACUACAUUCCUGUCAUCACUGCCGUUCCAGUGUCGAACAAUACGACGCCAACCACCGCUUCGUCUGCAGCCACUCCUUCUGCGUCGGGCAAUGCGACCGCAUCGGCACUCGACAAGCCCGCCAACGUCAGCCUGCCACUCCGUACCAUCAUCGAUCCAGCUUUUGGUGUUCUCGGCGCAAUUUUUAUCAUCACCGGUCUGCCCAUGGGCUUUUACGGACAUCGCAAUCGAUGGUCCAGCUACUUUCUCGCCGGCUUCUUCGCCUUGGCCCUGAUCUGUAUCUCCAUCAUCCUCAAAGUCGGCGUUGAGCCAGCGGUCAACCCUCCUUCGAAAGGCAUCCGAGGUCUCUUCCUAGUCGCCGCUGUUGUAGCUGGCGCUGUCGGAGGCAUCAUCUCGAUCGUCUUCUGGCGUGGCGCUGGUCUCUUCGCCUGCGGUCUUGGUGGCUUCUUUUUUGGUCUCUUCCUCCAAGCCGUGCGACCAGGAGGUCUCAUUCGCUCUGUCGGCCUUCGUUACAUCCUCUACAUAGGCCUCUAUGCAGUCUUUUUCACUGUCAGCUGCAUUGAGCGCGUACACUCGCUUACGCUGGCACUGGCAACCGCCAUCAUCGGCGCAACAGCCGUGACGCUCGGUGUCGAUUGCUACUCAACGCAAGGGCUCAAGGAAUUCUACAUCCGCAAUCUUGGCUUUGAUUCUCUCUUCAGCAACAAGUACCAACCUACUUUCCAAGGCGGUCGCUUUCCCUUGGUGCAGGGCAUGCAGAUCGAGCUCGGCAUUCUGGGCGCGCUGAUCCUGAUGGGCUUCGCCUUCCAGAUGCGGCUCUGGUCUGACCUUCGCGCCCAGCUGGCAGUUCUCAGGCGUUCGGACGAAAAGCGCAACAUGCGCACCAAAGCAGAGCGCGCUGCUCGUGCAGUCGCUCGCACUGCAAAGCGCGAUCUCGAGCAGUGGGAGGCUCGACAUGGCUACAACAAGACUGCCGCCCGCAAUCCGGCUUCUCGCGAUGAAGAGAUCGGCCUUCCAGAAGUGUCUACUCCCGAUCUCAAGGACGCUCGUAGUCGCACAAGCUCUUUCAUGACUCUCUUCCGCGCCAAUACCGAGGCCUCUCAGCUGGCCACUCCCCUGUCGCAUACCGAGAAGCUCGCAGAGUCUCCAGCUGCAUCAAGUCUGCUCGAUAAUGCCGCUUAUCCAUUCCCUGCUCAGACUACUGGUCGUCGCAGCUCUCAGUUCCUCGAGUACAUCCAAAAGGGUCCAGAGCGAGUUGAACCAGAAGGACCUUUGAAGCUUGACCUGCCAGCCAUCACUUCGCCACUGACAGAUUUCGGAGCGAGUUCAGUGGUCUCGCCCAGUUCGGACGCUAUGCUCAUGGGCCCGAUGUACAGUGCGCCACCAGCUACACCAAGUCUUAGUGGGCCUCAACACCCAAAGUCGCUCGACCUUUCGCGUGCACCUUCGACGGACCGCUUGGCAACUGCAGACUCUUUCCGACGGAGAUCUGCCUCGACAGCUGCAUUGAUGGAGAAUGCUGCCAGCUUCCUCGACCCGAUCUCAACCAAAACCGAGGCUGGCAACAUUGCGAGCAGCUCGAGCUUGAUUGAAAGCGAAGGUGCGAGCCGUCUUAAGAAUUCUGCGACGCUCAGUCAAAGUCCAAGCGUGGCUCCCGUCUCUGUCUUGGGAACGACGACACCAACUUGGAAUGAAUCGCUCGAAUCGACGUCGCACGGGCGCACCUUGUCGAACCCUGCGGCUCCCGCCGCACCGGGCUUCGCCGCUGCAUCUUCGAUGGCCAAGAGUCAUUGGCACCAAGAUCAGCUGCAAAACAACUUGGGCGCUCCCCAUGUGGACCCUUGUGCAGAGCGACAUUACAUUCAGCGGCAGCAAAGUCCACUGACAUCGCCCACUUUGAGUCCUGUCAAGGCUGUCAGCGGCGGCCAAAGCAGUGCUGUGAUACAAGCACGCCGAUCUCUGGCGAUGCGUCGAAGUGAUCAACCUGCUGUACCUUGGACCAACGCAGGUGCCGAGACUGGCAGGACAGCUCACAAGCGUGCUGCCAGCGCUGAGGCGCAACCUCGGGUGCAGGCCAUGUCCAUUGAAGAGCUCGAAGCGCGCCAUCGAGCCAAGCUGGCAGCUCUGCAGGCUCCGGCAACGCAGACUGUGCAAGAAGCUGAUGCUUUGCGCAAAGCCAAGGAGGAAUGGGAGAGAAAACAGAAACUUGAGAGGAGGCGCAUGCAGGAACGAGAAGCACAGAAACAGGCUGCCACGGUCGCCACUGGGACUGGUGGAUCCGCGUCCGGCUCUAGGGUCGCGUCACCUGUACAAGCAAGUCACGACCUGAACAGGAUCUCAAGCUCUGGCUCGCGUGACGAUCGUCGAAGAUCGCGCAACCUUAGUGCCACGCUCUUAGAAGCUGUGGGCGAGGAAGUACGCCAAGUUGGCCGAGUCAACAGGGCAGCAGAGUGGCGCAAGUCGAUCUCUGGUCUAGAUCAGUUAGACGCUCGUGCGGCAAAGGCUUGCAAUCCUACAACGCCGAUCAAAACUCGACCCACGUCGUAUCAAGCCGUGGGCAGCGCAAACCCGUUUCCGGUGCAGUCGACAGAGAACCGCAAACGGCUGAGCGAGACUGAUCGCCGACGUUUGAGUCAAGGUGCUGGUGACCAUUGGCAGCGAAGUAAGAGCCAGCCUCUGCUCGACUUCCACCUGCCCGAUGGCAACCAGUAA